Messenger RNA from Gaeumannomyces tritici R3-111a-1, 4575 nucleotides. Its product is annotated as tricalbin-1. Gene Ontology annotation, molecular function: lipid binding. Bases 1 to 4575 code for a protein of 1524 amino acids. The transcript has 4 exons. The record is from RefSeq and is a predicted model, not a curated record. NCBI's taxonomy places the organism in Eukaryota, Fungi, Ascomycota, Sordariomycetes, Magnaporthales, Magnaporthaceae.
AUGGCCACCGCGCAGGAAGCGAACGAGCUGAAACAACAGGGCGCGAUCGAGGCAGCCCAGAAUCCCCAGUCGUCGGUAUCUGCCGAUGACGCCCAGAAGAAAAUUGUGGAGGAGAGCAAGAAAGUGGGCGUCGCGGCUUUCUCUUUCGAUCCCAAUGCCACCCUCGCCGAGAAGCGGGCCAAGGUGAAGGCUGCAACUACCCUACCUGAAGGUCUCCCCACUCGAAACAAAGGCGUCGCGAUCGCCACGGACAUAGAUGACGGUAGCAAGCCCGUGUACGACCUCCCCUCGCCCUCCCGAGCUGGGGUCUUGGACUCCCCCAAGGACAAGGACGGCCACUCGAUCGAGAACGGGCAUGCGCCUGGCGAUGGUGAUGGCGAGCCCGAAGAAGUCAUGGGCCCCAAGACGGGCUGGGCUCCCAGAAUUGGCUGGCCUAUGGAGUCGAUCCAGGAGGCCGAAAGCCUACUUGACCACUCAACCUGGCUUGAGGGCCAGCUUCCCGACAAGUUGUACGGAGACUGGUACCACAACUCCGGCAUUAUCAUCUUUGCUUGCAUCUUCUCCUGGCUGAUUGCCGUGCUUGGCGGCGGUCUGGGAUGGGUCUUCAUCCUGAUGGCCGUUUGCUCGACCUACUACCGGACCUCGAUCCGGCGCGUGAGGCGCAACUUCCGCGACGACAUCACGCGCGAGAUGUCUCUCAAGCGCCUCGACACCGAGACCGAGUCGUUGGAGUGGAUCAAUUCGUUCCUAGUCAAGUUUUGGCCCAUCUACCAGCCUGUGCUCGCCGCAACCGUCAUAAACGCCGUGGACCAAGUGCUGAGCGGUGCGACCCCCGCCUUCCUCGACAGCCUGAAGCUCAAGACCUUCACACUUGGGUCCAAGCCCCCGCGCAUGGAGCACGUCAAGACUUACCCCAAAGCCGAGGAUGACCUUGUCAUCAUGGAUUGGAGAUUCAGCUUCACGCCCAACGACGUUGCCGACUUGACCGCUCACCAAAUCAAGAACAAGCUCAACCCCAAGGUUGUGCUUGAGAUUCGUGUUGGAAAGGCCAUGAUCAGCAAGGGCCUUGACGUCAUCGUGGAAGACAUGUCCUUUUCUGGCAUCAUGAGACUCAAGAUCAAGCUACAGAUCCCGUUCCCACACGUGGAGAAGAUCGAAAUGUGCUUCCUCGAGCGGCCUACUAUCGACUACGUCUGCAAGCCUCUCGGUGGCGACACGUUCGGCUUCGACGUCAACUUCAUCCCUGGCCUCGAAAAGUUUAUUCUCGAGCAGGUGCAUGGUAAUCUGGCCCCCAUGAUGUACGCUCCAAACGUCUUCCCCAUCGAGGUCGCCAAGAUGCUGGCCGGUUCGCCCGUUGACCAGGCCAUCGGCGUCGUUGCUAUCACGCUCCACGGCGCGCAUGGCCUGAAGAACCCGGACAACUUCUCGGGCAACACGGACCCCUACGCCGUCGUGACCAUCAACCGGAGGCAGCCCCUGGCCCAGACGAAGGUCAUCAAGGACACUCCUAACCCACGCUGGAACGAGACCCACUACGUCAUCAUCACCUCGUUCAACGAUUCUCUCGACAUCCAGCUAUUCGACUACAAUGACUUCCGAAAGGACAAGGAACUCGGCGUGGCCUCGUUUUUGCUGGAGAACCUUGAGGAGAUCAACGAGCACGAAAACGAGCGGCUCGAGGUCAUCUCGGAUGGAAAAGCUCGCGGCGUGCUGUCGUGCGACCUCCGCUUUUUCCCCGUCCUGGAGCCAACCAAGACCUCGGAGGGCAAGGAAGAGCCGCCGCCGGAGACCAACACGGGUAUCCUGAGGUUUACUGUCGAGCAGGCCAAGGAUCUCGAUGGCACCAAGAGUUUGGUCGGCCUGCUGAACCCCUACGCGGUUCUCCUUCUGAAUGGCAAGGAGGUGCACACGACCAAGACGCUCAAACGCACCAACAACCCCAUCUGGGGCAACGGCUCCAAGGAGAUCCUCAUCACAGAUCGCAAACAGGCCAAGCUGGGCGUCGUUAUCAAGGACGACCGCGACCUCGCCGGAGACCAGGUCAUUGGCAACUACCAGAUCAAGCUGGAAGACAUGCUUGGGCUCAUGGAGAAGGGCAAGGAUUGGUAUCUUCUUGCAGGGGCAAAGACAGGCCGUGUCAAGAUGCAGGCCAAGUGGAAGCCCGUUUCCAUCUCUGGCGUUAUGAGCACUGGUGGCUACCAAGUCCCCAUUGGCGUCUUGCGCUUCCACUUCCUCAAGGCCACCGACCUGCGCAAUUUCGAAACCGUGGGCAAGUCCGAUCCGUACACGCGCGUUAUUGUGUCGGGUAUUGAGCGUGCGCGCACUGUCACCUUCAAGAACGAUCUCAACCCCGAGUGGGACGAGGUUCUCUACGUCCCUGUGCACUCGCCUCGUGAGAAGAUCCAAUUCGAAGUUAUGGACGCCGAGAAGAUGGGCAAGGACCGCACCCUUGGUCUGACCGAGGUCUAUGCGGGAGAGUUCAUCAAACAGGACGAGGAGACGGGCGAGUAUCUCGUGCACGAAAAGAGGGAACUCCACCAGGGGAGCCUCAAACUCCACGGCAAAGGUAUUGGCAAAGGUGUGCUGCACCAUACCAUCUCCUUCUACCCUACUCUGAACGUCGCCGAUCCCGACGAUGAGGACGAGGGGAAUGAUGAGCAGAAAUCUGUGAGAGAGUCGCUGGAUGUGCCGAGGCCAGCCGAAGGUGGCAAGUUCUCGGCUUCCCUCGAAAGGCACGAUGACCAAAAGUCCGAGACUGCUCUCGAGCCAACGACGCCCAGGACGCCCAUCACCCCGGGGAUGCCGAGAAGGUCGCGUGAGGAGCGCGGCCCACCCAAGAUCAGACUCACGCCCCAGGAGCUUCUGAAAUACGAGUCGGGCUUGAUAAUAUUCAAGCUGAUCGAGGCUGAUUUCCCCAAGAGCGAGUGCAGCGUCACUGUGUACGUUGACGACAUGGCGUAUCCUUCAUACGUCUCGUCCGUGACCAGGAGCAAGCAGCACAAGUUCGACGAGAUGGGCGACUGCUUCAUUCGCGAGCUCGACUUCUCCAGGCUCACCAUCAAAGUCCAGCAGAAGGGUAGUGAUCAGGGCAAGGGCGACAGGCACAAGGAGGACUUCGUCGGUCGUCUUAAGGGCAACACCCUCGAUACCCUGAAGCAGUGUCUGAACAACCCAACAACGCUCAAGAUGAGGGACGACGAUGGCAGAGUCAGCUCGGUCAAGGUCAGCCUCAAGUACGUGCCAGUCAAGAUGCGACUCGACCCAAGCGAGAGUAUCAACAACAUGGGCACGCUGCGUGUGGACGUUCUCGAUGCUGCGAACCUGCCCUCAGCCGACUCCAACGGCAAGAGCGAUCCGUACUGCAAGUUCGAGCUCAACGGCCAGGACGUGUUCAAGACCAAGACUCAGAAGAAGACGCUUAAUCCGUCCUGGAACGAGUUUUUCGAGGUGCCGGUGCCGUCGCGCACGGCAGCCCAGUUCAAGGCCACUGUUUGGGAUUGGGACUUUGCUGACAAGCCUGAUUGGCUCGGCUCGGCCAUGAUAAACCUGGAGCAGCUUGAUCCGUUUGAGGCCCAGGAGUUGAAUCUGGCCCUGGACGGCAAGUCGGGAACGCUGAGGCUUAGGCUUCUUUUCAGACCUGACUACGUCACAAGGACCAGGCUGGGCACCUCGACAUUCUCGGGCACAUUUGCAGCGCCUGGCCGUAUCGUUACUGGCGUGGCUGGCGUGCCUCUCAAGGGAGGCGCCGCUGUGGCUGGCGUGGUUGGCCAUGGCGUUGGCAAGGGCGCGUCCUUCAUCAAGGGCCGGUUCCGAAGCAAGAAAGAUGAUAGUGACAGCAGCGGUACUCCAACCAUGAACUCUGUGGCCGAGGUGCCAGCCAUCACUAUGAAUGGUGGCGGGCCGUCGACCCCGUUCGGCGGCAUGGGCCUGAAGAGGUCUACGGGACUGACGCUGGAUAUGGACCCGUCUGGGCCACCGCCAGGACCGGCGGUGAACGGCAACUCCAACGGGAAAGCGAACGGCGGGCACCACAAUAGGACUAUGAGCACAGGCGCCACGUCGGUCUACAGCAUCGCGCCGGGCGCGCCGGGAUCGGGACUGGCGACGUUCACCAUCGUCUCAGCGGCAGGAUUCCCGCCCUCGGCAGACACGUACGUGGUCUUGAACCAGCUGACGCCCAAGAACAAGACGGUCGGAAAGACCAAGCACCGCAAGCCUUCGUCUGGCUCGGUGCAUUAUGACGAGACGUUCAAAGUUACGUGCACGCCCGACACGCAAUUCCAGAUCCAGGUCAAAGAGAACCACACCUUCAGCAGCGAUGACGACUUGGGCGAGACGCUCUACUUUGUGGACGAGAGCGGGUCUGGGGCCGACAAGGAGCUCAAGGUGGGCAGCGGGACGGUGACGCUGCGCAGCUCCUUUACCCCUGCGGCUGCUUCGGCGGCGGAACGGCCCAAGACGGCCGAUCCCAGUAGCUUGCCGGCUUCGUCGGAUGGUGGCGCAAUCUCAUCGCUCCGCCGAAGUUUUCUCGGCAAGAAGAGCGAUACCAGGAACUCCAGGGAGGGGACGCCGUGA